This is a messenger RNA of Chanos chanos (milkfish), 3621 nucleotides long. RefSeq names its product roundabout, axon guidance receptor, homolog 4 (Drosophila) (gene robo4). The coding region runs from base 1 to 3441 and encodes 1146 amino acids. The record is from RefSeq and is a predicted model, not a curated record. Gene Ontology annotation, biological process: cell-cell adhesion. Lineage: Eukaryota; Metazoa; Chordata; Actinopteri; Gonorynchiformes; Chanidae. Gene Ontology annotation, molecular function: protein binding. The transcript is spliced from 19 exons.
AUGCAACUCGCCGUGUGGCUGCUUUGGGCGUCAUGGCUGUGUACCUGGGCACAGGCCUCUCGCCAGUGUCAGUGCCAGUGUACCUGCCUGCCCGACGCCGCUCUGGCGGAGCGGUCUGACGGACAGAGCAGGGGACCCGUUCACCAGCAUGGCGCACGCCACCGCCCCCGCCACAGAGACAGGGCCCAUCGGAGGAAAGGUUCUAGGUCACGAUCGGAUGAACUUGCCCCUCGAAUCGUCCAUCAUCCGUCCGAUGUGGUCGUUAAAGCAGGCAGCCCUGCCACCUUCUCAUGCCGGGCAGAAGGAAACCCCAAGCCCACUAUAGUGUGGCUACGUAACGGACAGCCUUUGGAUCUGGACAGGAUGGAGGGCCAGUCUAAGCCCAUUGUCUUAGUUGAGGGAAGCCUCUUCUUCCUCAGCGUGGUCCCAGGCAGGAAGAGUCAGUCACACGAAGCUGUGUAUGCUUGCGUUGCUCAAAACAGUGUUGGCAAAGCCAUCAGCCGAAAUGCUUCCCUUCACAUCGCAGUUUUGCGUGAGGAGUUCCGUGUUCAGCCCAGUAACGUGGAGGUGGCUGUGGGCGAGGUGGCAGUUAUGAACUGCAGCCCUCCUGUGGGUCAUCCUGAACCCAAUGUCACCUGGAGAAAAGACGGAAUUCUCAUCAACAACACAGAUGAACACUUCACAGAACUCAACGGCAAGCUGAUCAUUGCUCCAGCGUGGAAAAACGACUCCGGGAUGUACACUUGCGUGGCUUCCAACACAGUCGGCGUACGAGAGAGCAGGGCGGCUAGACUGUCAGUAUUGGCCAAACCGACGUUGCUGCGUGAGCCUGAGGACGCAUUUGUGAAGCUGGGGGAGUCUGUCCAGUUCUUCUGUGAGGCCGAAGGAGACCCCAUGCCUGCUAUAGAAUGGAGUCGAGAGAAAGGCUCUCUGCCCAAUGGAAGGUAUCUGAUUAAUCCAGAUCAGAGUCUGCAGAUCCAUUAUGUGACAGCCCAGGACGUGGGAAGGUACAUCUGCACCGCAGUCAAUGAAGUGGGCGUGGCAACAGCUGACGCUCAGCUUAUUGUGGAAGAUGCUGCCAGCACAAGACAGAGAGACCUGCACAAGGAGCUUUCAGCUCUGCGUGUGAGUUUGGAGAAUGUUACUUUCCUGAGUACGCCCUCCAACAUCUCCCAGGUGGUGUGGAAGCUGCAGUCUUCUCUGGCUCAGCCGCAUUACCUGGAAGGAUUUGAGGUUCUGUACCGCUCUCUGCUGCCAGCCAGUUCAGACUGGGCAGCUAAGAAGGUGUCUCUGCCCAGCUUCCAAUCUCGCAUUGGCCCCUUGAAAAGAGGCUAUAAGUACGAGUUCAAAGUCCGCCCUUACGGCAGUGGCCUCUACGGUCGAGAGAGCAAUACCAGACAUCUACGCAUUCCAGAGAUAGUCCCUAGUGCCUCACCUUCAGGCAUCUCCAUAACGAUGCCCACUGACCGGAAUGACACGGUGUAUUUGAGCUGGGAACCUCCACCCCACGAUGCACACAAUGGGAUUAUUCAGGGCUACCAGGUGUGGUGUUUAGAGUCAGAGGAGCAGCAGUUUCUAAACUGGACAGUAGACAGUGGCACUCACACCCUGGAGAUUGGUAGGCUUUACCCAGGCAAACAGUACUGGCUCAGGCUAGCAGCAGUCAACGGGGCUGGAGUGGGCAUGCUGAGUGAACCAUACAGGCUGUUUAUUGAACCAAAACAAACUGGGCCUCCUCACCAGAGAGCUAUGGGGAGUAUGGGGAAUGUUCUGGAAGUGCUGAGGGACCCAGUGUUCAUUGGCAGUGUGGGAGCACUCCUCUGGUGCAUCCUCAUGGCAACUGCAGUUUGCCUGUAUCGUCGCCAUGGUAGACCUGCCAAUCUUAACCAAUCUCACAAAACUGCAGGGUUGUACAGACUUCCAAGCGAAGACCUUAUUAUCAAGCAUAGGAUGGCGGCCCCUGAUUCACCCUGGAUAUCGGGGGCUUGGAGGCCCGAUUUCUGUAGUGAACAGUACCAGGGACUGUGGGCUAAAAGCCAGGAGAACCCAGGCUUCAGGAAAAGCACUCUUCCCAUAUCAGCAAAGAAGGAGACGAGCCCUCUGGAGUCGGCCGUCCCCAUCGUGCCGGACAGCUGUGGCAUGUAUGGAACUUUCUACGUGGACCUCACGGGAAACGGUCUGAAGACGUUCAAUAGCCCCGCCCGACGUCCCAGGAUGCCCCGCUGCAGCCCUCAGCAGAACCCUGAGACCGUCCUUAUCACGCAACCCGUCUUCAAAAACGCGCCGGUCCGAGAAGCCCAGGCGCUGCCAUGGAAACGAGCUCUCCCUGCCCAGCCCAAUAUGGGAGUCCUCAAAGAAUCCUGGGAGAAAAACUGCAAGAGAGAACUGCAUGCGGUCAACAGUGCCCCUUUGGUGCCCAUUCGACAGCAGGCCCUGGCACUGCGGAGCCCCCCCAGCAGUCACAGACAGAGACUGAGUCAGCACCACCCAGGUAAUGUUCAAUUACCAUCGAAGCCCCUGGGUUCACCGCGGAUACUUCACUACUCCGCUUCGCUGCAUCUUGUGGACAUGCUGCCCACCCCUCCCCCUCUCCCGGUGGACGACACUCACAGCUUGAGCUCAGAGGAAGGAUCCAGCAGGUCCACUAAGCUGACGGUGGACAUAGGCUCUCUGCCCUCCAUCAGCACUUCAUCUGCUCUCCAAGGAGCCAAUGGCAUCGCAGUCUAUCCGUCUCAGCCCAGCCCUUCUUACAGUCACUUAUCCACGGCCUCCUUCUGCCUGUCCACUGAUGACUACCAGGACACCACCCUUAGCACUCAGGCCAUGUACCCCUAUUUGGAGCUUAGUCCCAAGGCAGAGAGACGCAGUGCCCUGUCUGAGAAUCCACCCUCAAGAGCACGUCCGUUUUCUCCAACGCCCACGUUUGGCUACAUCUGCGGGCCAACGGAGGCGGAGGACGUUAAUGACGAGCAGGACUCACAGCCAAUGGGUGGUAGGAGGGCUACCCUGAGGAGCACACCCUCCUCCUGUUUCAGCGAAUGGGAGGGAUCGAUGUGGAACGCUUGGGGCUCGGUUUCUGAGGGCAACAUGCCGAGCGCACGCACCAGCAUCAUCAGCUCCUCCGACGGCUCGUUUAUGAACGACGCAAACUUUGCCCGUGUGCUCGCCAUGACGGCAGAGUCCAUGAGCGGAACUACUUUAUCAGACUUCUCUCCCCCCGCGUCCCCGCUGAGUGCGCUGUUCCCCCCACGGGAUUGUUUUGGGGAGGCGGAGCCGCUGCCCGUUUGGGACUGGAGCACAGCGUGGGUGGAGGAGAUGGAGGCCCAGUACCGAGCCUCCAGAGAGGCCAGAGGAGCAGCGGGACGACUCUCCACCCCUGACGGUUGGGGUUAUCUCUCAGACACCAGACAGGGCCUCCACAAAAAGCCCUCUCAGCGAUGAACGCUACUCCCGUCGUUCCUUGUCCGCUUUGCAAACCCUAGAGAUAGCCUCAGCGCUGAACUACAUUUCCCAUAAUACCUCAGGGCAGCCCCUCUUCAGUGUCCUCUUAGGUUCUUGGUCCUUAAGGGUCUUGACCCACACAUUAGGCUGCAAAAAUAUUUGUUACUGCUAUAACAGACU